Messenger RNA from Purpureocillium lilacinum, 1638 nucleotides. RefSeq lists its product as uncharacterized. Gene Ontology annotation, cellular component: ruffle membrane. The record is from RefSeq and is a predicted model, not a curated record. Gene Ontology annotation, biological process: regulation of ruffle assembly. NCBI's taxonomy places the organism in Eukaryota, Fungi, Ascomycota, Sordariomycetes, Hypocreales, Ophiocordycipitaceae. Gene Ontology annotation, molecular function: phosphatidylinositol binding.
AUGUCGAAUCCCGAGAAGUCCCAGGAGGGAUACCAGCAGCUGGGCCACUACCAGCAGGGCGACUUUCCGCCUCCCCCGCCUGGCCCUCCGCCCGCUCAAUCGCAGUAUCCUGAGCAGCAUCAGUACGCGCAACCGCCGCAGUACGACCAGCAGCAGCAGCAGCAGCAGCAGCAGCAGCAGCAGCAGCAUCAACACCAAGAGCAGCCGCCUCAUUAUCCCCCGCCACCCGGGCAGGCAGAGCAACAGUUCCCGCCCCCUCCCCAGCAGCCGCACGACCAGCAGCAGCAGCAACAACAACAGUACGCGAUCCCGGCGUACAACCCCGCAGCGCCCACCUUUGCCCCUCCUCCCACGGAGGCAUCCGGCGCACUUCCAUCUGAGCCGGUCGCCGGUGCCGCCGCCGCCGUGUCGUCGCAACACCAACCUGCGUACACGUCCGAGCAUGAGCAGCAACAGCAACAGCAUGGACACGUCAAAAAGUCGGGCUGGAGCGAGCGGUUCUCGCAUCUCGGCGCAAAGGCGGCCGCGCCAAUAAACAGUCUGGCGCACAAGCUGGGCAGCCAGAGCUUCCUCCCCGAGCCCUUGGACAAGGAAUGCGACAAGGCAGCGGCGAUUCUCAGGGCAUUCUGCAAAAAGGGCGUGUACGCAGACCCCGGCGCCGGACAGCCUCCAACCUCAACCAACGCCAAUGCGACCGAGUCGACGGGCGGCGUCAUCGACCCGACAAAAGAGAAGCCCAAGAACCGCGUGCUCGUAACGAUUCCGCCCAAGGUCAUCUCGCGCGCCGUGGGCCUCGCCAUCUUCACCACCCUGCGCGCCGGGUUCCAGUUCUCUGGUGCGACUGGCUCCGGCAUCUUGAUCGCGCGGCUGCCGGACGGCUCGUGGGGGCCGCCCUCGGGCAUCCAGGUCCACUCUGUCGGCGGCGGGUUCCAGAUCGGCCUCGACAUCUACGAUUGCGUCUGUGUCAUAAACAGCAAGGAGGCACUCGCGGCUUUCACCAACACGAGGGUGAGCCUGGGGAGCGAUCUGACUGUCGUGGCUGGGCCGUACGGAGCGGGCGGCGCGGUUGACUUUGGAGCAUCUGUGGAUGACAAGAGUAAGAAGGAUGCUGCUGGUACGCCGACAGAUGCCUCGACUGCGCCGGGUCAGCAGCAGACGCCCGCUGCUCAGACACAGACGACGCUUCAGCCGGGCGAGGAUCCCAAGAAGAGCCAUCGCCGGAGCCUGAGCGCCAGCGCCUUCAAGCCCGUCUUCUCGUACGUCAAGUCGCGUGGCUUCUACGCGGGCAUCCAGGUGGACGGCACCGUCGUCGUCGAGCGCAAGGACGCCAACGCCGCAUUUUACGGCGCGCACGCCUCCGUCGACCAGAUCCUCAAGGGCCAGGUCCCGCAGCUGAACCCACAGGGCUCGGCUGCCAGCCUGACCACCUGGCCGGCCGGUGCGAAGACCCUUCUGGAGACCCUCAAGGGCGCGGAGGCGGGUGCUCUGGCUGGCACGACGACACCUCCGGUGGCUGGCGAGAGCGCGCACGCUGGUGUGCCACCCGCUGCAGGCUCUGUUGGGCUGGGAGGAGCACCGCCGGUGUAUCAAGAUGAUGGGAAGCAGCAUCCGGGUGUCGGGGAUGUCAAGUAUGCUUGA